This is a messenger RNA of Chrysochloris asiatica (Cape golden mole), 2228 nucleotides long. RefSeq names its product cleft lip and palate associated transmembrane protein 1 (gene CLPTM1). Gene Ontology annotation, cellular component: membrane; endomembrane system. The transcript has 14 exons. Lineage: Eukaryota; Metazoa; Chordata; Mammalia; Afrosoricida; Chrysochloridae. The coding region runs from base 160 to 2154 and encodes 664 amino acids. The record is from RefSeq and is a predicted model, not a curated record.
UCUUUUCGCAGCCGGAAAGACCAGAGGCGUGUUUCAGGGUCUCUUGCUGGAUACGGUGGCUCGGCGGGUCGGAUUUAUUGUGAAAUCUCGCGCGAUCGCGCUGGCGCCGUCGGAGACGGGGCGGGACUGGCGGCGGGGGCGGGGACCCGGAGCGGGAAGAUGGCGGCGGCGCAGGAGGCGGACGGGGCCGGCAGCGCCGUGGUGGCGGCCGGGGGAGGCGGCUCCGGUCAGGUGACCAGCAAUGGCAGCAUUGGGAGGGACCCGCCAGUGGAGACCCAGCCCCAGAACCCACCACCCCAGCCAGCACCCAAUGCCUGGCAGGUCAUCAAGGGCGUGCUUUUCAGGAUUUUCAUCAUCUGGGCCAUCAGCAGCUGGUUCCGCCGAGGGCCGGCCCCUCAGGACCAGGCGGGCCCUGGAGGAGCCCCGCGCGUCGCCAGCCGCAACCUGUUCCCUAAAGACACUUUAAUGAACCUGCACGUGUACAUCUCAGAGCAUGAGCACUUUACAGACUUCAACGCCACGUCCGCCCUCUUCUGGGAGCAGCACGACCUCGUGUAUGGCGACUGGACGAGUGGCGAGAACGCCGAUGGCUGCUACGAGCACUUUGCUGAGCUUGACAUCCCACAGAGCGUCCAGCAGAACGGUUCCAUGUACAUCCACGUCUACUUCACCAAGAGUGGCUUCCACCCAGACCCUCGGCAGAAGGCCCUGUACCGCCGGCUUGCCACAGUCCACAUGUCCAGGAUGAUCAACAAGUACAAGCGCAGGCGGUUCCAGAAAACAAAGAACCUGUUGACUGGAGAGACAGAAGCUGACCCGGAAAUGAUCAAGAGGGCCGAGGACUAUGGGCCUGUGGAGGUCAUCUCCCACUGGCACCCCAACAUCACCAUCAACAUUGUGGACGACCACACACCGUGGGUGAAGGGCAGCGUGCCCCCACCCCUGGACCAGUAUGUGAAGUUCGAUGCGGUGAGCGGAGACUAUUACCCCAUCAUCUACUUUAACGAUUACUGGAACCUGCAGAAGGACUACUACCCCAUCAACGAGAGCCUGGCCAGCCUGCCGCUCCGUGUCUCCUUCUGCCCACUCUCGCUGUGGCGCUGGCAGCUCUACGCUGCCCAGAGCACCAAGUCCCCCUGGAACUUCCUGGGCGAUGAGCUCUACGAGCAGUCAGAUGAGGAGCAGGACUCAGUGAAGGUGGCCCUCCUGGAGACCAACCCCUACCUGCUGGCUCUCACCAUUGUCGUGUCCAUCGUCCACAGCGUCUUCGAGUUCCUGGCCUUCAAGAACGACAUCCAGUUCUGGAACAGCCGGCAGUCUCUGGAGGGCCUCUCUGUGCGCUCGGUCUUCUUCGGCGUGUUCCAGUCCCUGGUGGUCCUCCUCUACAUCCUGGACAAUGAGACCAACUUUGUGGUGCAGGUCAGCGUCUUCAUCGGGGUCCUCAUCGACCUCUGGAAGAUCACCAAGGUCAUGGAUGUCCGGCUGGACCGGGAGCAUAAGCUGGCGGGGCUUUUCCCCCGCCCAACCUUCAAGGACAAGUCCACAUAUGUCGAGUCCUCGACCAAAGUGUACGAUGACAUGGCCUUCCGGUACCUGUCAUGGAUCCUCUUCCCGCUCCUGGGUUGCUAUGCCAUCUACAGCCUGCUGUACCUGGAGCACAAGGGCUGGUACUCCUGGGUGCUCAGCAUGCUCUAUGGCUUCCUGCUGACCUUUGGCUUUAUCACAAUGACGCCCCAGCUCUUCAUCAACUACAAGCUCAAGUCUGUGGCCCACCUGCCCUGGCGCAUGCUCACCUACAAGGCCCUCAACACCUUCAUCGAUGACCUGUUUGCCUUCGUCAUUAAGAUGCCUGUGAUGUACCGGAUCGGCUGCCUGCGGGACGAUGUGGUUUUCUUCAUAUACCUCUAUCAACGGUGGAUCUACCGCGUCGACCCUACCCGGGUGAAUGAGUUUGGCAUGAGUGGAGAGGAACCCGCAGCAGCUGUCCCUGUGACCGAGGCCCCGACGGCAGCAGCAGGAGCCCUCACACCUGUACCUGACACUUCAGCCACCGCCACUGGGGAAGAGCCUGCCACGCCCUCCCAGGGGGCCAGUUCCGCAGAUCAGCCCCAGGAAGCGCCUCCAAAGCCAGCAGAGGACAAGAAAAAGGAUUAGCCGCUCCUGGUCACCCUCGUCUACUCCAGGUCUUGGUGACUGCCACCGCCCUGCCUCCCGGCCCCCGUCGCCUC